CGCGAUUAUGUGCGCAAGAACGACAGCGAGGUACGCGGAGGAAUUUUGUCGAACUAAAGAGGAGAAGGAGCGACAACUUCAAGUGCUGGAGGCAGUUUUUGAGCAGCCUCGAGUGGUGCUGCACAGAGCAGACGUCAGCAAAGAACAUUUUCGUCUCGGGCGGCAAGAGUCCGAAUCUCCCAGCCUGAAAGAGGCGGACGGGCAGGACCAGGAGAUCCCCACGUUGCCAUGGAUGGCCGUCACGUUGAAGCGCCAAGGAGAAGGCGGAUCCCAAUCGCACAGCUUCUUAGCUCCACUCUCAGACAGCGACGACAUCACGUCGCAUUCUUCUGACUAUGAUGAUGAUGAUGAUGACGACGAUGAAGAUGAACACGUGAAAGGCGAUGUGACGGCCUACGCUGACAAACACGUCCGGUGUUGUCAUUGUGACAAAACGUUCGACAACGGGUCGCUUUUGAAAGCGCACACAAAAACGCACGCGCCUCGUUCGUCCUCAUUUUGCGGCAAAACGUUCCACGAGAAAACUCAUUUACGGCUCCACACGAGGACGCACGCGGAAAGCAAACCGUUCGGCUGCUCGCUUUGUGACAAAAGCUUCAGUCAGAGGAGCUCCUUGACGGCGCACAUGAGAAUACACACGGGGGAGAGACCGUUCGCCUGCUUGCUCUGCGGCAAAAGAUUCACUCAAAAUUCGAAUUUGACCAGACACAUCAGAACGCACACCGGUGAGAAGCCAUUCAGUUGCAGCGUGUGCGACAAAAGAUUCAAUGAGAAGUACACCGUCAAGCGACACAAAUGCGUGAGGAGGGCCGCGGUCGGCCACGCCGGACAAUAAACUCAGCAGUCCCGUUGCGGUCUUGGGGAAUCGUUCUUGGGGACUCCCUUGCAUAAUCUCCUCGGCGCCACGUCGCUUUGCAAACCACACACUUGACCAAUCAUCCCAAUAUUGCGAGAACCUUUUGCCCUAUUUUCCAUCCUUCCAUUUUCCGGGACGCCGAUCCUCACAAGGGCGGCACAAGCCCGGCCAUCUUAACGAAGGAGGGCUGGUUGCCAGCCAAUCGCAUGGCACAGAGACGGACAACAUCCACCUCGGGGCAAUUUUGAGUCUCCAAUCAAUGCAUGUUUUGGGGAUUUGGGAGGAAACCGGAGUACCGACGCAGAACAUGCAAACUCCACACAUUUGGGGCCGGGAUUUGAACCCUUGUACCCAGAACUGUGAGCCAGUCAUCCACCAUUUCUCCGCCCUAUUUUCAGUUUUUGCAAAAGCCUCGGCGCUCCUCGGUCGUGCUUUUUCAUUGUGUAAAGGUCUUUCGCUCUCCGUGUCAGUCGGUUGCGUUCGUGUUUGUGGUCGGCGUCCGGUUGGUGUUUUUGGAAUUUA
Messenger RNA from Syngnathoides biaculeatus (alligator pipefish), 1378 nucleotides. Its product is annotated as zinc finger and SCAN domain-containing protein 22-like. NCBI's taxonomy places the organism in Eukaryota, Metazoa, Chordata, Actinopteri, Syngnathiformes, Syngnathidae. Bases 8 to 835 code for a protein of 275 amino acids. Gene Ontology annotation, biological process: regulation of transcription by RNA polymerase II. The transcript is spliced from 2 exons. The record is from RefSeq and is a predicted model, not a curated record. Gene Ontology annotation, cellular component: transcription regulator complex; PcG protein complex. Gene Ontology annotation, molecular function: RNA polymerase II cis-regulatory region sequence-specific DNA binding; DNA-binding transcription factor activity, RNA polymerase II-specific.